This is a messenger RNA of Neoarius graeffei (lesser salmon catfish), 929 nucleotides long. RefSeq names its product mitochondrial ribosomal protein L18 (gene mrpl18). The coding region runs from base 1 to 867 and encodes 288 amino acids. The transcript is spliced from 6 exons. Gene Ontology annotation, biological process: translation. NCBI's taxonomy places the organism in Eukaryota, Metazoa, Chordata, Actinopteri, Siluriformes, Ariidae. The record is from RefSeq and is a predicted model, not a curated record. Gene Ontology annotation, cellular component: mitochondrion; ribosome. Gene Ontology annotation, molecular function: structural constituent of ribosome; 5S rRNA binding.
AUGACGGAUCAGUCCGAACAGGGCCACAACGUCCCGUGGAGAGAUGAAAAUAAAGAAAACAAGAACAGAAUGAACAGCAUGUUCCCUGGAGAGAACGCCAUGAGGUCUUUGAUUUGCCAUAAUUCCUGGAUCAGUUCUUCUGAGUUUAGAGGUUUGCCGGACUGUAUUCAGUGUGACACACAGUCAAGAUGGCUGCUUCCAGCAGUGUGUUGUGUUUCGGUCGCUAGUUCGGAUUUGUGUGUGUGUGUGUGUGGUUAUUGUUUGGUGUUUGUGCGGUGUGACUCGGCGGUGUGUGUAAUUGUGGUUAUGGCCGCUAUUCGAGGGUUUUAUCGCUCUGUCCGUCUGCUGUUCGGACAGAAACACACCGAGACCCCAAGCUGGGACAUCACAGCGCGGAGUUGGAGUCGAGCUGCAGCUGAUCCAGAGCCGCUGAUCAGCCACGGUGAAGAUGUGAAUCAGAUGUUUGUGAACCGAAACCCGAGAAAUCUGGAACAGAUGGCCAUCGCUGUGAAGGACAGGGGCUGGACCACCGUCUGGCCCAAGAGAGAGUACUACCACAGGUUGGUGUUGAAGCGCUCGCAGCAUCACGUAACAGCAGUGGUGUUUUCGCGAGACUCGGACGUCCCCGUGCUCACGUGCUCCACCCAGGAGUGGGCUCUGAAGAAGCAGCUGAGCUCCACGAGCUCGGUGGCGGCGUGUCGCGCUGUGGGAGACGUUCUGGCUCAGCGGUGCUGCGAGGCCGGAAUCACACGACUCUUUUACCGAGAGGUUCCCUGGACCUUCCGCUCCGAUGCCGUCCAGACGUUUUGGACGGCUAUGAAAGAGGGGGGCGUGGUGCUCAGCGAACCGAGGCGUAAAUUUAUUUAAUAUAGAUUUUUUUUCUCUCUUUUUAUAAUUGACCUGAAGCUCUGAAUAAAGAUCUGAAUAAA